Messenger RNA from Fusarium pseudograminearum CS3096, 414 nucleotides. RefSeq lists its product as uncharacterized. Lineage: Eukaryota; Fungi; Ascomycota; Sordariomycetes; Hypocreales; Nectriaceae. The transcript is spliced from 2 exons. The record is from RefSeq and is a predicted model, not a curated record. Bases 1 to 414 code for a protein of 137 amino acids.
AUGCCAUUCUUUCCUUAUAUCGAUUGUCAUGGUAUAUGUCCUGCAUGCUCUGGGGGAUUCUCGACCAUCGACACUUUCCUCUGUUAUAAAAAGUGUACUGGCCGUCAGUUCAGUAAUCUGAAGGCUGCCGUCCGACGUCGUGUCAACUACAAGUUUCAACGAGCCAUGGGUGAGAGUCCGGUCAUCGAGGAAAGGCAGUACUCUCCUGAACCCGAGUUACCUUCCAAGAAGCCAACACAAGCGCACCAUCUGUCACCCCAGGUUUACGCCGAGCCAUCCCGAGAUUCUUUAAUUAACUUGUCACGGUCUCUCACAAUAACUAGCAACGCCGUCCACCCAGCAGACGGUGGCCUUAUUGAUGACUUCCAAGGCGAUCUCUUCAAUACAUUAGAGCAUGACAAUCUCCUCAUUUAA